GGAUGUCGACUCCCUCGACCUCUGUCACAGAUCCUCCUGGCGCGUGUCCACGCACAGCUCCUCUCAUGGGACGCGUUAUUUAAACGACACACAGCUGACUUUCCCGUUAUAAUCCAGAGAGAUACGAAGGAAAGUGGCCAGCGCGCUCCAGGAAUAAAGCUUCUGGUAACUCUGUUACUGUCGCAAUGGAGUUGGCGCGCAACGCCACCGCACCGCACGCGCUCUCAUCGCAGCAGCAGACCACGAGACUUUCCACGCUCGGCGGCAGAGACGGCAACGCGUACUUGUACAUCGUCAUCGUCGUAUCCUUCUAUGGAGUCUUUCUCAUCGCUGUCAUGCUCGGUUACAUGCGCACCAAACAGCGCGAGAAGAGACGCUCGAAUGCGUUCACGCGCCUUCUGCACGAAGUGGAGCAACGCGAGUGGGGCGCGAGCCAAAAAAAGCACAGUUUCAGCCUCCCUUCGUUUCCCGCGCUGUGCUCCACGCCCGUCCCGUUCACGCUAAACACCGGCAGGCACGCGGGAUUGGCACCUCUGGCCUGCGUGCUCUGCUCGGUGGAGCAAAGCAGCGUGAGUUCUCUCAGCUCCACAGCCGAUGUGCGAUUCACUAUAGAGGAGGAGGAACCCGGGUCUGAGGAACCAAAGACUGGUUUGGGUUCUGAUCAGAACUGCGAAGUGGAAAACGUGAACGAAACUUCCUGACUAGGUUCCGUCACGGGGCUGAAUGACUUUUUCUUAUUCUUCAAAAACAAAAAAUGGUUCUUUUAAGAGCAACUGACUGAAAAGUUAUUUAGAGAAACAAAAAUGUUUCUUUUUUGGCAUUACUGUGAAGAACCUUUGAAGAACAAUAUUUUUUAAAGUGUAAUUUUGUAUUGGUCAUCUCUGUCAUCAAUUUGACAGCAAGAAAGUUCUUUCUCUGUUUAAAGGAGAUCGCAUUUGGUGUAUUUGCAGCAUUAAUAAAUGCAAUAUAUGUAGUGGUAAAUAUAAACUGUUCAACGCGAUGGGAACGCAUCGCCAUAAACCUGGAAUAACUUGAAAAAGCUCUUUCCUUAUAUCAUGUACAUGUAAAAUGAUUUUAUAUGUUUGCAUUUUACCUUAAAUGGUCUGUAUAUAUUGUCCUACAUGUAUGGAUUCGUUUAUUUAAGUUUUUAUUGUCUUGUGCGUCACCUUAUUAAAACGUUUCUGUAAAUGAA
Misgurnus anguillicaudatus (oriental weatherfish) is the source of this 1192-nucleotide messenger RNA. RefSeq names its product potassium voltage-gated channel, Isk-related family, member 4 (gene kcne4). NCBI's taxonomy places the organism in Eukaryota, Metazoa, Chordata, Actinopteri, Cypriniformes, Cobitidae. The record is from RefSeq and is a predicted model, not a curated record. Gene Ontology annotation, molecular function: delayed rectifier potassium channel activity; potassium channel regulator activity; voltage-gated potassium channel activity involved in ventricular cardiac muscle cell action potential repolarization. Gene Ontology annotation, cellular component: membrane; voltage-gated potassium channel complex. Gene Ontology annotation, biological process: potassium ion export across plasma membrane; regulation of heart rate by cardiac conduction; regulation of ventricular cardiac muscle cell membrane repolarization.